Diatraea saccharalis (sugarcane borer) is the source of this 861-nucleotide messenger RNA. NCBI's taxonomy places the organism in Eukaryota, Metazoa, Arthropoda, Insecta, Lepidoptera, Crambidae. The record is from the annotation of a GenBank genome assembly.
AUGACUUCUCAAGGAUUAGCCUUACUCGCCGCUACUUAUAGUGACUCGGAGGGUGAGGAAAGCAUAGUAGAUGAACCGACACAAACGGUUCUUGUGAGGCCCAUGACAAACAUUGAAAAUAGUAAGUCCGCCUCGGCAACAUCGUCGUCAUCAUCAUCUACACAUUGGCUAGUUUCAUCUGUUGACGAUAUAAUAAUGUCAGAUGAGGAACUUCCGUCACCCACAGCAGAGGACCAAUAUGACAUGCGUUUCCUAUCGAUGGAGACAGAUACGGCGGUUAUGUCGCGCUCUGAUCCUGAUGAAUUACAAAAUGGCGUCACCAUUCCACCCGAGCCUACAGGGAAAUGUUCUGAGGAACUACAGGAAAGAAUUGCAAAAUAUUAUGAUCAAAUGUUAAACGACGGUUUGGAUAUGAACAAGGUCAUACAAAAUAAUAAGAGUUUCAGGAACCCUAAUCUCUAUGACAAGCUCGUUGAGUAUUGUAACAUAAACGAGUCGGACACAAAUUAUCCUCCUGAAAUAUAUGAUCCUUUGAAAUGGGGCAAAGAGUCAUAUUAUGAUGAGUUAUCCCGUGUCCAGGAACUUGAAAUGACUAGAAGAGAAAACGAAAAUUUCUUAAAAAAUUCUAAACUUUACGUUUUCCCCGGUGCUGUAAAAAAACCAGAAAGUGCUAAGUGUUCUCAAAAGAGGAGUUCGAGAAGGGACCAGAGAACAUCCAAUGUGGCACCAAAGCCAAACAAAAAGCAACCACGAUUGGAACAACGACCUAUCACCACCAACGUCAAUGGUGCCAAGAGCACAGUUGCAUUUGGUUCUUUACCGAAGAAACCAAAAUUGACUCGAAAACAUGAAUUUCGAUAA